Siniperca chuatsi (mandarin fish) is the source of this 671-nucleotide messenger RNA. RefSeq names its product macrophage migration inhibitory factor (gene mif). Gene Ontology annotation, molecular function: phenylpyruvate tautomerase activity; cytokine activity. Bases 97 to 444 code for a protein of 115 amino acids. Lineage: Eukaryota; Metazoa; Chordata; Actinopteri; Centrarchiformes; Sinipercidae. The record is from RefSeq and is a predicted model, not a curated record. The transcript has 3 exons.
AGGAAGAGGAGUCUUCCGUCUUUUCUUUCGCCUGUGGACAGAGUCGCAGCAUUUGCAGAGUGUGAAGGGAAGACAGCAUUAAAAAAAGGAGUAAUCAUGCCGAUGUUUGUGGUGAACACCAACGUGGCCAAAAGCGAUGUGACAGCGGCUCUGCUGUCCGAGGCCACUGAGGAGCUGGCCAAAGCCAUGGGCAAACCUGCACAGUACAUUGCUGUGCAUGUCAACCCUGACCAAAUGAUGUUGUUUGGAGGAAAGGGAGACCCCUGCGCCCUCUGCUCCCUCACCAGUAUUGGCAAGAUCAGCGGUGCUCACAACAAGCAAUACUCUAAACUCCUGUGUGGACUGCUCAACAAACACCUGGGCAUCUCUCCUGACAGAAUUUAUAUUAACUUUGUAGACAUGGAUGCAGCCAAUGUGACCUGGAACAACAGUACCUUUGGCUGAGAUGGAGGUCAACACACUGAAAUAGGUCAUUCCAGUAUUUUCCUAUAUAGUACGAACAAUGUUAAAACGAACAAAAUGACAAAGCAAAGACACCUGGUAAUCCACUGGCCAAUAUACUGUAUGAAUAUCUUAAAAGCACUUAGCUGGACCCUUUAGCUUUGCACAGAUUUUCUUUUUUUCCUUUUCUUUUCCAAUUAAAUGCAAUAAAACAAACCUUGCAGACAAUA